Messenger RNA from Fraxinus pennsylvanica, 3468 nucleotides. NCBI's taxonomy places the organism in Eukaryota, Viridiplantae, Streptophyta, Magnoliopsida, Lamiales, Oleaceae. The record is from the annotation of a GenBank genome assembly.
AUGAUGGAGAAAUCUGGGUAUGGCCGUGAUGGGAUUUACAGGUCCUUAAGGCCGCCAUUAAUUCUCCCCAAAGACCCCAACCUCUCUAUGGUCUCAUUUCUAUUCAGAAACAUUUCUUCUUUUCCUGAUAAACCAGCACUCAUUGAUUUUGACACUGGCCAAACCUUAACUUUCAUCGAAUUCAAAUCCGUAGUUUCCAAGGUUUCUUAUGGUCUCCUCCAAUUGGGCAUCAAGAAAAAAGACGUGGUUCUCAUUUACUCCCCUAAUUCAAUCCAGUUCCCAAUUUGUUUUUUUGGAAUAAUUGGGAUAGGAGCCAUAGCCACCACUGUGAAUCCCAUUUACACUCUCUCGGAACUAUCCAAACAGGUCCAAGAUUGCAAGCCUAAGGUUAUCAUCACUGUCCAAGAAUUAUUGCCCAAAGUGAAAGAUUUUAAUCUGCCAGUUAUUCUGUUGGGCACAGAUAAAAGGCCAUUAGAACCCAUUGGGAAGAUUCCUAUUAUCAAAUUAUUUACUGAACUAGUGAAAAAUGAAGGGUCAGUGGAUUUGGAUUAUGGGAUUAUUAAGCAAAAUGAUACGGCGGUAUUGCUGUACUCAUCCGGAACCACGGGCACAAGCAAGGGCGUAAUACUCAGUCACAGGAAUUUCAUCGCAGCAUCGCUAAUGGUUACUGCUGAUCAAGAGUGGGCAGGAGAAAUGCACAAUAUGUUUUUGUGUGUACUGCCAAUGUUUCAUGUAUUUGGGCUGGCAGUAAUCAUGUAUGCACAGCUGCAGCGUGGGAAUUCGGUUGUGUCAAUGGCUAAAUUCGAUUUGGAAAUGAUUUUGAAGGCAAUUGAAAAAUAUAGGGUGACACAUCUCUGGGUUGUUCCACCAAUUAUACUGGCAUUGGCAAAAAAUAGUGUGAUCAAGAAGUAUGAUUUAUCUUCUUUAAAGCAGAUAGGGUCCGGGGCUGCCCCUCUUGGGAGUGAGUUGAUGCAAGAAUGUGCAAAGAAUUUCCCUCAGGCUAUCGUUAUGCAGGGCUAUGGUAUGACUGAAACUUGUGGAAUAGUCUCAAUUGAGAACCAACAUGUAGGGCCUAGGCACUCCGGGUCAACAGGAAUGCUUUCUCCUGGUGUGGAAUCUCAAAUUGUUAGUGUUGAUAAAUUAAAGCCUCUUCCUCCAGGCCAGUCGGGGGAAAUAUGGGUGCGUGGGCCCAAUAUGAUGCAAGGUUAUUUCAACAAUUCACAGGCCACUAGACUCACUAUAGAUAAACAGGGAUGGGUACAUACUGGAGAUAUUGGAUACUUUGAUGAAGACGGUCAACUAUAUGUCGUGGACCGUAUUAAAGAACUCAUCAAGUACAAAGGUUUUCAGAUUGCACCAGCAGAACUUGAAGGGCUCCUUGUUUCUCAUCCUGAAAUCUUAGAUGCUGCAGUCAUUCCGUUUCCUGACGCUGAAGCUGGUGAAGUCCCGAUUGCAUAUGUUGUCCGCUCUCCAAAUAGCUCACUGACUGAAGAAGAUGUACAGAAGUUUAUCGCAGAUCAGGUUGCACCUUUUAAAAGAUUGCGAAGGGUGACAUUCACUAACAGCGUCCCAAAGUCGGCAUCUGGGAAAAUACUCAGAAGAGAACUUAUUGCAAAGAGAAAUUAUAAAACAGAGCAAAAGCAAUCUCAAUUCUUUGUCCUCAAGAUGGUUUCGGACGCAAGCAAGAAGAAGGCGGCGCAGAAGAAGGCAGCGGCUGCGGCCAAAAGAGGAGGGAAAGGGGCGGCAGCUUUGGCAUCAUCUAAGGCGGCAACGGCAGCUGAAAACGGAAGCAAGAGUGAUAAUUUGGAGAACGGAAUUGAGACACUUCAGAUAUCUGAUCGGACGUGUACAGGAGUUUUGUGUUCGCAUCCGUUGUCCAGAGAUAUCCGGAUAGAAUCUCUCUCACUCACUUUCCAUGGCCAUGAUCUUUUAGUUGAUUCUGAACUGGAACUUAAUUAUGGCAGACGUUAUGGUUUGCUUGGGCUGAAUGGCUGUGGGAAGUCUACUCUUCUUGCUGCGAUUGGGUGCCGGGAGCUUCCCAUUCCAGAACACAUGGAUAUUUUUCACCUUACCAGGGAGAUUGAAGCUUCCGACAUGUCUUCACUUGAGGCUGUUAUAAACUGUGAUGAGGAGAGGUUGCAAUUAGAGAAAGAAGCUGAAGCUUUGGCUGGACAGGAGGAUGGUGGCGGAGAACAACUUGAACGCGUUUAUGAACGUUUGGAAGCAAUUGAUGCAUCAACUGCUGAGAAGCGAGCUGCCGAGAUCUUAUAUGGUCUUGGUUUCACCAAGAAAAUGCAAGAAAAGAAAACAAAAGAUUUUUCUGGUGGCUGGAGGAUGAGGAUUUCUCUAGCAAGAGCUCUAUUCAUGAAUCCCACCAUUUUGUUGCUCGAUGAGCCUACAAAUCAUCUUGACUUGGAGGCCUGUGUUUGGUUAGAGGAGACGUUGAAAAAAUUUGAUCGCAUUCUGGUUGUGGUUUCACAUUCACAGGAUUUUCUGAAUGGAGUCUGCACCAAUAUCAUCCAUAUGCAAAAUAAGAAAUUGAAACUCUAUACUGGUAAUUAUGACCAAUAUGUUCAGACCCGUGCUGAACUCGAAGAGAACCAGUUGAAGCAGUACAGGUGGGAGCAGGAACAGAUAGCUUCAAUGAAGGAAUAUAUUGCACGAUUUGGACAUGGGUCUGCCAAACUAGCUCGUCAGGCCCAGAGCAAGGAGAAAACUUUGGCAAAGAUGGAGCGUGGUGGGCUCACAGAGAAGGUGGUCAAGGACAAGGUUCUGGUUUUCCGGUUUCCAGAUGUGGGGAAACUUCCACCACCUGUUCUACAGUUUGUGGAAGUAUCAUUUGGCUAUACUCCUGAUAAUCUCAUCUACAAGAACCUUGAUUUUGGUGUAGACCUUGAUUCAAGAGUAGCACUUGUUGGACCUAAUGGAGCUGGGAAGAGUACACUGUUGAAGCUGAUGACAGGGGAUGUAGUUCCUCUUGAUGGCAUGGUCCGCCGGCACAACCAUUUGAGGAUUGCACAGUUCCAUCAACACUUGGCCGAGAAACUUGACAUGGAAUUGUCAGCUCUAGAGUUCAUGAUGAAAGAGUACCCUGGAAAUGGGGAAGAGAGGAUGAGGGCAGCAGUGGGGAAGUUUGGGCUAAGUGGUAAAGCUCAAGUGAUGCCCAUGAAGAACUUGUCAGAUGGACAAAGGAGCCGUGUGAUUUUUGCAUGGUUAGCUUGGAGGCAGCCCCACAUACUGCUUUUGGAUGAACCUACUAACCAUUUGGAUAUUGAGACAAUCGACUCACUGGCUGAGGCAUUGAAUGAAUGGGAUGGUGGCCUUGUUCUAGUGAGCCAUGACUUCAGGCUCAUAAACCAGGUGGCCCAUGAGAUUUGGGUAUGUGAGAAUCAGACUGUCACAAGGUGGGAGGGGGAUAUCAUGGACUUCAAGAAGCAUUUGAGGGCAAAGUCUGGUUUGUUUGAUUGA